UUUUUUAGUAGUAGUAUAUUUCAAUAAAAUAGAAAUUAACAUAAUAAUAAAUUAAUUUAACAACGUUUAAAUAAAGUUAAAAAUGACUCGAAGUUUAUUAUUUUAUUUUAUCGUGUUUAUUGUGUGUCUAACUGACGUUUACCAAGCUAAGAUAGCACAUGACAAAGAAUUUUAUGUUACUCUUUCGCCAGUCGAUUAUGAUUUGGCUAAUGCCUCAAAAACCGAUGUUUUUUAUCGGCUAUUUGUGAAUAAAACAGACCAAGGAACAUAUUUAACAGACGACAAUUUAGAUAACAUAACACUUAAUACUGAACUGCCCACGAUUUUGUUGGUUCAUGGUUGGACCUCCGAUGACACUACGCCAUGGUUUGCUCCAUUAAAAGAAGCCCUUUUUAAUAAAGGAUCAUAUAAUGUUCUGUACGUUAAUUGGAACAAAGCUGGAAACUUAACUUAUGAUGAAUCUUGUGCCAACAUAAAACCAGUUGGUUUGUACAUUGCAGAAUUCUUGAUCAAAUCCAAAAUUCCACCUGAAAAUAUUCAUUUAAUUGGACAUUCGUUGGGUUCACAGUUGACAUCUUGGAUUGGAAAGCAUUAUUUCACACUGACAUCAAACAAAAUCGGUAGGAUAUCCGCUUUGGAUCCAGCAGGUCCAAAAUUUCAAAAUCCUUUGAUGACUCCUGAUCUCAGACUGUGUGAAACUGAUGCAGAAUUUGUUGAUGUUAUCCAUACUGACGUGCAGUGGUAUGGAUAUACAUUACCUAUCGGAGACGUGGAUUUUUAUCCUAAUAAUGGGGGAAUGCAACCUGGCUGUCCUAGUCGACUUAUAGAUGAUAAUUGUAGCCAUGCCAGAUCAACCUUGUAUUUCAUAGAAUCUGUGCUAACUGAAGUUGUGGCAAAAGAAUGUAAUGUUACAGUGUGUGGACUUGAAGUGGAUGUCGAAGAAAUUGCGGAAGGUCAAAAAGCAUUAUUCGGAAUGAAUGUCGAUCUGAAAUCUAGAGGUUCAUUUGCUUACACCUGCAACUCUGAAAGUCCAUUUUUAGUUAAAGAUAUAUCUGUAAACUACCAAAAAAUAUAAAAAUUAUUAAUAAA
Messenger RNA from Aethina tumida (small hive beetle), 1089 nucleotides. RefSeq names its product phospholipase A1 VesT1.02-like. Gene Ontology annotation, biological process: lipid metabolic process. The record is from RefSeq and is a predicted model, not a curated record. NCBI's taxonomy places the organism in Eukaryota, Metazoa, Arthropoda, Insecta, Coleoptera, Nitidulidae. Gene Ontology annotation, molecular function: lipase activity. Bases 83 to 1075 code for a protein of 330 amino acids. The transcript is spliced from 4 exons.